Molecule: messenger RNA, 1116 nt
Organism: Postia placenta MAD-698-R-SB12
Lineage: Eukaryota; Fungi; Basidiomycota; Agaricomycetes; Polyporales; Adustoporiaceae
Exons: 7
Coding region: 46-1050 (334 amino acids)
Biological process (GO): purine nucleotide biosynthetic process; 5-phosphoribose 1-diphosphate biosynthetic process; ribonucleoside monophosphate biosynthetic process
Cellular component (GO): cytoplasm; ribose phosphate diphosphokinase complex
Molecular function (GO): ribose phosphate diphosphokinase activity; magnesium ion binding
Source: RefSeq, a predicted model, not a curated record
CUUUAUCACCCCUCGCAUUGAAUGCUGUAAUAAUCUUGGACGGACAUGCUUCACGGAAACUCCGUUAGAAUUUUGACGGGGAACAGCCACCCCGAGCUCGCCCAGGCCGUGGUCGAGCGGCUGAACAUCCCCUUGACUCCCUGCACGGUGAAGAAAUUCUCGAACGGCGAGAUCAACGUCAAGAUCGCCGAAUCCGUUCGGGACGAGGACGUCUUCAUCAUCCAGUCAGGAUGUAGCGAUGUGAACGACAACCUCAUGGAGCUCCUCAUCCUCAUCUCUGCCUGCCGAGGAGCCUCGGCGAGGCGCAUCACCGCUGUCAUCCCCUGCUUUCCGUAUGCGCGGAUGGACAAGAAGGACAAGUCACGAGCCCCCAUCACUGCAAAGUUGGUGGCAAACAUGCUCGCCGUUGCCGGCUGUGACCAUGUCAUUACCAUGGAUCUCCACGCGAGCCAGAUUCAGGGUUUCUUCGACUUCCCGGUGGACAACCUCUACUCAGAGCCACUCAUGAUCUCUUACAUUAAGAGACACAUCGAGGGGUGGAAAAACAGUAUAAUUGUCAGUCCGGACGCAGGAGGGGCUAAACGAGUUACUGCAAUUGCAGACAAGCUGGGUGUCGAAUUCGCUCUAAUUCACAGAGAGCGCACCCGAAAACCCGAUAGCCCCUCCGAGAAAAUGGAGGUUCUCGUUGGAGACGUCCGGGACAAGGUCGCCAUUCUCAUAGAUGACAUGAUCGAUACGGGAUCAACUCUCGGUUUAGCUGUCCCAUUGUUGAAGGCUAAUGGCGCCUCGAAGGUGUAUGCUUUGAUUUCUCAUGGCCUUCUUUCUGAGACCAAGAUGAGCAUGAUCGAGGAGCUCCCACUAGAACAACUGGUGGUGACGAAUACGAUCCCUCAGCACUCGCACAAGGCAGCAUGCUCCAAGCUAGUCACGAUAGACGUCAGUCCUACCAUUGCCGAGAGUAUUCGUAGAACGCAUAAUGGGGAAAGUAUCAGCCUGCUCUUUGGGGAUUGGGCGGAGGGUGUUGGGGUGAACGGGGUCGGGUCAUAUUGAUGAAAACAGAAGUGUACAAGCCUAGAUGUACCAUUGUCCAUUUAUCAUCGCAACUUCAGCAUAUCC